AUGUUAAAGUUUGGUUCGCAUUUAAAACAGAAUUCAGACUCGACUAAACUGAGGGCUGAAUCACAAAAAGAGCUCCAAAAUGUGACCAAAUGUGAAGAGUUUCUCAAAUUACUGGACAAACAAGAAAAGGAUUACACGUUUGCCAUCAAUAAAGUAUUGAAAGGCGACCCUCUUCACAGUGACGACCAUCAAAGCCAUGCCAUCCAAACCAAUGGCUUAGUAUCCGCAUCGAGUCCACCAUUGCCUGACAUAACUGCAGUGUCUCCACCAUCUGAUGCCAACAAAAAAGUGGCUGAAAAUACAUCAGAAGUGAAGAGCGAACUCAUAAUAACGCUAAAAGUAGACGAAAAUACCAAAGAUUAUUCACUACCGGAAGCGAUAGCUUUGAUCAGUGAGAAGAAGAACACGUUUGCGAUGCACUUCUUCGCCGCCGAUUGUCUUGAGUAUAGCGUUCGCGCUCUUCAGGCACUCAAUCAUCACAAACGGACUCAUAUUCAGAAGUGGUGU
Messenger RNA from Medioppia subpectinata, 507 nucleotides. NCBI's taxonomy places the organism in Eukaryota, Metazoa, Arthropoda, Arachnida, Sarcoptiformes, Oppiidae. The record is from the annotation of a GenBank genome assembly.